AUGCACAUCCUCAAACUCGUCUCCCUCACCCUCUUCAUCACGCUCUACUUCUUCUUCAAAGACACGAAGCCGAUGCACGUCCGCCCCGUGGCCGAGCAGCAGCGCUGCAUCGACUACUGCUACCGCGCCGGCCGCUCCAAUGUGCUGCAUAUGAAGAUGUCGUGCGCGUCGUGCAUGGAGCGCAUCCAUAAUAGUGUUUGUUAUGAUUGUGCCAAGGCACGGUAUUUGGCUGUGCCGUACAAGGAGGAGUAUCAGCAGUGUUGGAGGUGCUAUAAGUAUGCUGGGUGGAACACUUGA
Molecule: messenger RNA, 297 nt
Organism: Bipolaris victoriae FI3
Lineage: Eukaryota; Fungi; Ascomycota; Dothideomycetes; Pleosporales; Pleosporaceae
Exons: 1
Coding region: 1-297 (98 amino acids)
Source: RefSeq, a predicted model, not a curated record